Molecule: messenger RNA, 1784 nt
Organism: Salvia miltiorrhiza (redroot sage)
Lineage: Eukaryota; Viridiplantae; Streptophyta; Magnoliopsida; Lamiales; Lamiaceae
Exons: 7
Coding region: 217-1488 (423 amino acids)
Source: RefSeq, a predicted model, not a curated record
CCAUCGCUCUCACACUCACUAGGUGUAAGAAAAACACACACACACACAGCGAGAGAGAGCAGUGUUUAAUUUGUUGUAUUUGUGUUUCAGUUGGGAGUUUGAAAUGGUUGCGUGAAGAAGAAGAGUGGUAUCUUUAUGUUUUCUUGAUAGAUUAAUUAUUAAAAAAAAAAAAAAACGCAGCACACACAGUGAUAAUCAUCAUCAUCAAUCAUCAUCAUGGGAAGGAAAGACAGCCAACCCCAGAGAGAGAAACAGAGAGUUCAAUCCGUCGUUGAGCUUCUCAAGAAACAAUCCCCUCUCACCAUCAAGCAGGAGAAGUUCUGCAGCAAUGCUUGCGUUGAGAGGUUUCUGAAGGCGAAAGGAGAUAAUGUGAAGAAAGCGGCUAAGCAAAUGAGGGCUUCUCUUGCUUGGCGAGACUCCAUUGGAGCUGAUAAUUUGAUAGCUGAUGAGUUCUCUGCUGAGCUCGCUGAGGGAGUAGCUUAUGUUGCUGGUAAUGACGAUGAAUUAAGACCUGUUGUGAUAUUUCGAAUCAAGCAAGAUUACCAGAAAUUCCAUUCUCAGAAACUGUUUACAAGGUUGCUAGUGUUCACACUAGAAGUGGCCAUUCAAACUAUGACCAAAAAUAUUGAGCAAUUUGUUCUCCUCUUUGAUGCCAGCUUUUUCAGGUCAGCUUCGUCUUUUAUGAACAUGUUAUUAGCUACUUUGAAGAUUCUUGGUGAUCAUUAUCCUGGCCGCCUUCACAAGGCAUUUGUGAUUGAUCCACCUUCUCUCUUUUCCUAUCUUUGGAAGGGAGUGAAGCCGUUCGUCGAGCUGUCGUCGUCGACCGCGAUCGUGUCCUCCCUCGACUUCGAGGAAUCGAUCGAGUUCGACGACCUGAGCUGCUACCCGCGCGCGGCCUCGCUCCGGUUCGACCCCUCGACCGCGGCCAAGCUCGGGUCGUGCUCCUCGUCCCGGUUCUCGUUCACCGUGUCGCACCACCUCGACUCGCUGAAGCCGUGGUACCUCUCGUUCGCGGACACGUCCGCAUCCAAGGUGGGGCCCACGACGAGCCACCACCACCACCCCGUGGCGUUCUCGGGACCCGCCAUCUCGCCGCUCAGCGCCAGGUCGUACUCGUUCGCCUCGCCCGUGGCGAGGGGCCCGCCGCGGGGAGACUUCGACUUGGGGGGGAGGAAGGGCUUCUUCCCGUCGACCCCGAUGCCGCAGAGGACUCAAAAAUUGGACUUCGACCCGUCCGCGAUCCGUCAUCCGAGGACCCCGAACCCGUCGUUCCUAAAAUCGCCGGCCUUGUUCUUUCGGAGGGACUCCCAACCGAGCCGUGUCGAGAAGUCCCGCGAUUCGUUCGCCCCGUUCUUGAAGUUCUACCGACGGCCCUACGAUGAGAUGAUCUACCGAUCGAAGAUGAGGCCCCCCCUCGGGGGCCUCAUCUCGAUCGUGUCGCCUCAGCUCAGACGCAACCGACACAUCUCGAUGUCGCAAAGGUUUUGAAGUUUCUCUCAUCAUCAAGGAAAAGAGUACAUACUUGUAUCAUCUUCAAUUAACCCAAAAGGUCUCUUACGUAACUGAUUCAAUAUUUGUUUUACCUAAAUCUUGGAAGCUCAAAAGGAUAAUGCUUUUGCAUAGUACAUAAGGGGAAAAAGAUCAUUUGACCUUCAAAUUCUUACUGAACAGCUGUAUUGCCUACAAGCACAUGUUUAGCUCACAUGUUUGCAGAUAUUCAUGUAAUGAUUUCUAUUCUCUAGUAAUAUCCUUUCGUCCUCAAGGAAUAAUCAUUGCAUUUCAAA